AUGGAUCCACAACAAUCUAACAAUCCAUCAGAACUAAAGCUACCGAAUAUACCUACCUUCAGCGCUACUUUUAACAAAACUGAACCAACCAUAAAUCCAAAUAUGCUGAAGAGAGAUCAAAAUGCCAAAGAAGCAACGUCAAAUUCAUUAGAUACUACAGUGGACACAGCCGCGGAUAUGAUGAAAUUUGGUGCAUCGAAACAGCAUCCAUAUACCGAUAAGUUGCAAACCAUUUCGUCAAGUGAUUUGACUGCAAGAUAUACGUCAUUCGAAGCUGAUACAGGAGCAACUAAACCGACGAGCGAAGAAAUCUUCUAUGCAACGAAAACACAGUCCGUCGAUUUCUUACAGGAAGAAAUUCAAAAUUCGCUAGAACUUAAUGAGCUAAAGCCGACGGAACACGACAGACAAAACUCAUCCACAUCGUUCAAUUCGAGUGAAGUAACCGUUCAACUGGAAGCACCAGAUUCUACAUUGGAGCAUAACGGAGAAUCUCACUGUCGAACAUUUCCACUUUUUGACAAUAUGAUAGGUGCGUUCAAAGAGAUACCAGAGCGCGAUGAACCAAAACGGGAAGAAUCCACGAAACGCCAGCAACCGACAUUGGUGCAAGCAAUACAGACAAUCAUGCAACUAGCACCAACUACUUCAACACAGGAAAACAACGAAUUUCAACUUCCCAAUAUUCCAUCAUCUCAGAAAACCAUUAAAACAAUCAAAGAAAAACAAGAUGUGCCAGAAACAAAGCAAGAGGUACACGUACAGCCAGACGCAACAGAUUCUUUGAAUGCCAAUGAAAAACCAAUUCAACAUGAAACUACUUCUGACACGACAAAGCAGGCAGCAGGAUUUCAACCACAAUCAAAUCUAUACUUUGGCAGAACCAUAGACGCCAAGAAAGAUGCACUAAAACUUGAUGCAACGCAGAAAAACAAGGACUUGAAACGACAAGACUCCCCACCAGCCGAUGGAGACCUAGCAACUCUUCAACCGAAGCAUACUACAACCACAUCGAACAAAGAACGAGAAUUUCAACUUCCGAAAAUGCCAUCACUAGAGACCAUAAUUGAUCAAACCAAAGAGGCUCCAGAUAUCAACGAAAACAACCAAGGGAAAAAUCAGAAAUCCGUAAUUUCCAAUUCCUCAAACGCCAAGGCAGCAGCCAUUCCCCAGGAUACCACAUCACCUGCAACGAAGAACGAGGAAGCAUCUGAACUCACCACAACGCUUUCCUUAAACGGCACGAUAGGACCACUCAUCCAAAGACCCAUAGUCGAACAAACAGUCGCACUCGAAACUAUGAAUCUAAAGACGUCAGUUUCUCAACAUGAAAAGCCAGAAGCGGAGCUAUCCAAAACCACAACUUCCACACGUAAAAAGCAGGGAAGCUUUUCGCUACGCACAACUCAAUUCCAGCAGAGAACUACCGAAGCAUUUGACGAUUCACUACAUCUUGAUGCCACGGAGAAACGAGCACCAUCCAUAAUUACAGCAAUCCCCAGUAUUAAACCGUCAAAACAACCGGCCACGUCAAAAAGCCAAGGAGAAUUCCAAUUGCCUAUCACAUUUUCUAAUGAUGGUACGAUUCAAGGAAUCAAAGACACAUCCACGAUUGAUACAGCAAAUAAACAACAGCCAUCAGCAGAUACAGGAACUGGAAAUGUUGAGACGUCAACAGCGACAAAUACACCGAAGAAUGGAGGAGAAUUUCAGUUGCCUACAAUACCUUCGUUUGAUCCUACAGUUCAAGGAAUGAAAGACACAUUCCGGAUUGAUACAGCAAAGGAAGAGGUGCCGUCAGCAGAUACAAGAACUGGAAGUGUUGAGUUAUCUAAAGAGACAAUCACGCCGAAGAAGGAAGGAGGAUUCCAGUUGCCCACAAUACCUUCGUUUGAUCGUACAGUCCAAGGAAUCAAGGACACAUUCCGAAUUGAUACAGCAAAGGACGAGGUGCCGCCAACAGAUACAAGAACGGGAAGUGUUGAUUCAUCUAAAGAC
Molecule: messenger RNA, 1998 nt
Organism: Rotaria sp. Silwood2
Lineage: Eukaryota; Metazoa; Rotifera; Eurotatoria; Philodinida; Philodinidae
Source: the annotation of a GenBank genome assembly